GAGAGAGAGAGAGAGAAAUAGUGGACUUCGUUCCUAUUUAGGUGGUCGGAUCGAAUGAUAUCGUUUCGUCUCCACCACCCCUUUCGUCCUUUUCUUCGUUGGGCCUGGGCCUGAACCUGGGCCUGAUCCUGGGCUUUGCUUUUUCUCUACGGUUCGCCACUAACAUCGAUCGCGGCGACUCUUUGUUUUCCGUAUUUGAAUUGUUCUCAAUCCCCCCGCCACCGACCAUGAAUUCUCCAGCCGACGCCCGCCCCACCCCCAAUUCUUCGCCGGCCAUCCCAACCAAUCAACAAAAGUCAGGCCAAUUCCCGUCGCAGACGACUUUAGUCAGGCAAGGAGUCGUAUACCCAGUCGCCUCCUCCGGCCGCGGUUUCAUCCCUAAAUCCCCAAAUCAGUUGGACCCCGCGGCGGUGCGUCAUCCCGUCCCCGUAUCCGCUAGGGUUUUGGUCCCUUCUCAUCCCAAACAAUGCUUUUCCCCUUCCCUUCCUCUUCCCGAUUGCAAUGGCUGUAAAGAGCUCAGGCAUGGUUUCUGUAGGGAUCGAGCCAGAGAGGACGCAGCUACUGUCGUUCGAGACAGAAAAGUCCGAUUGUCAGAUGGGGAUUCACUUUAUGCGCUUUGCAGAUCAUGGUUAAGGAAUGGUUUCCCUGAAGAAUCACAGCCCCAAUAUGGCGUUGGUGUUAAAUCCCUUCCAAGACCCCUGCCUCCUGUCGAGAGUUACAGGAUAGUAAAGAAAGAAGCUGAAGAUGACAACGAGGACGAGAAGGAUGCUGAGGAGUUGAGUACUAGUGAUUUGCUGAAAAGACAUGUCAAGCGUGCUAAGAGGGUUCGGUCAAGAUUAAGAGAAGAGCGAUCGCAACGGAUUGCAAGGUAUAAAAGUAGGCUCGCCCUUCUCCUGCCUCUUCAGGUGGAGCAAUUUAAAAGUGAUUCAGUUGCUUAAACUUGACCCUCUUUGACAAGCUGCACCUUCCAUAAUGAGGAAUCUGUUGGGUCCAUGCAAAAGUAGUUGAAGCAAACUGAAUUUGUUGUUAAGUCGGUUUCUAUUCCUAUUCGAGCAUUUGUCGAGGUUGAGUAAAUGUGUGGUCGAUGGUUUGUCUUUGUGAUUAGCAUUCUUGGAACACACUUGCAUGAUAGUUCUUUUUGUAGAUUCUAAUAGGUAGGGUUUGAGUAUUUGUUAUGAGAUGUCGCCUCCAUGCCAUCCUACACUCUCACUUUCUGCCUCGAGCAGAGUUUGUGGCCUUGACUGAGAGGGUUGAGUUGCUGAGGUGAGGUGAGACCGAUUACUAUUAUUUAAGAAGUAUCUGGCCAACAUAAGAUACUCUCUCCUUUUUUUUUCCCCAUUUCUUC
Molecule: messenger RNA, 1345 nt
Organism: Rhodamnia argentea
Lineage: Eukaryota; Viridiplantae; Streptophyta; Magnoliopsida; Myrtales; Myrtaceae
Exons: 6
Coding region: 228-938 (236 amino acids)
Cellular component (GO): transcription repressor complex
Source: RefSeq, a predicted model, not a curated record